CUAAAAUUUCAAUAAUUCACAUCUCCCAGCCCUACUUAUAUAUAAACUCAGUUCCAUGAAUCCCAAGCUUUAUGUAGAAUAUAAAGUUAAGGGAUCUGAUCGGAUCGGAUCGAGAAAAUUCUCAACUUUUUUGCAUGAGAAAUGGCAACCGCCGUGGCUGCUGACACUUUUGCAGAAACAGCAGCUCAGACUAAAAGAGAGAAUAAUGAUGAAAAGAGCAUUCCAGAAGAAGUUGAGAUAGUGUUGGAAAAACUACUCACAGAGGAAAACAAGAAAGUUGAAAUAAUAAACAAUCCUCAUGAAGAAGCUGAUGAGGAACCAUCAAAAGUGUUGGACAAAGAUGAUGAUGAUGGAGGCAUACUCAAAGGAGAAAGUGAGGGGAAAACAUCCACUCAUUCAGAAGACACCAAUGAUGGGACAACUCUACAAGAUAAGAAAAGCGAUACUAAUGAAAAGACUUUGUCAGAAGAAGUUGAGAGAGGGUUGGACAAACUACUGGCCACAGAGGAAAACAAUCCUCAGGAAGGUUGUGAUGGAACAGUUGAGGGUGAAAAGAUGGCUGAAUUAUCGUCAACUCACAAGGCUAUUACUGAAGAGAAUUACAGUUCAGCAGAAUACAUUGGGAAACCAUGCAGCAAAACGGAAAAAGAAAUUCAAGAAAAUUUGUUCUCAGAAGGAAAGGACAGCGACGGUAAAGACUUUGGGAUUGUAUUGAAUAAUAAGGGCAUUCCACCAUAUGUGUCACAAGGAGAAAGUGAGGAGAAAACAUCUCAUUCAGAAGACACCAAUGAGGGGACAACUCUAAAAGAAAGGCAGGUGCAUGAAGAAACGGGAACCUUGACAGACAUAGUAGGAGGCACAAGUGAAAAUAGAAGAGAGAAUGAUGAAAUGCAGCCAGUUGAACCUGAGGCAGUGUUGGAUAAACAAGCCCCACAAGAAACCAACACGGAUGAUACUGACAAUCCUCGUGAAUUCUUGAAAAACAAUGAGGAUGGUAAUGAUGGAACAGUUGAGGUUGAAAAGGCAGUUGAAUUACUCUCAGUUGCAAAGGCUAUUGAAGAACCUAACAGUUCACCAGAACCCAUUGAAAAUCCAAUCAACACAGAAGAUGAAAUGCUGCCGAUUGAACCUGGGGUAGUGUUGGAUAAACAAGCCCCAGAAGAAACAAACACCGUUGAGAUUGACAAUCCUCAUGAAUCAUUGAAAAACAAUGAGGAUGGUAAUGAUAGAACAAUUGAGGUUGAAAAGGCGGUUGAAUUACCCUCAGUUGCAAAGGCUAUUGAAGAACCUAACAGUUCAGCAGAACCCAUUGAAAAACCAAUCAACACAGAAGAUGAAAUACUGUCGGUUCAACCUGAGGUAGUAUUGGAUAAACAAGCCCUAGAGGAAACCAACAAGGUUGAGAUUGACAAUCCUUGUGAAUCCUUGAAAAACAAUGAGGAUGGUAAUGGUGGAACAGUUGAGGUUGAAAAGGUGGUUGACUUAGAGGAAACCAACUUAGAUGAGGCAGUACUAGUAAUUCCAAAGCCGCUUGCAGAUUCUGCUCAAGUCUCUGAAACAGUUUUAAAGGUGGACAUAAACACAAAUGACAAUGAUGACAACCACCCGUCCAAAAUUUUAGAAAAGGAUAUGGUUGAUGGUAGUCUUCCUCAAGAAAACCCCAAGGAGAAACUCAGUGACAUGAUCACAGAACAUGAGAAGCCGGCUUCUAUGGAAGCACCAAGAGGGCUACCUACAGAUGACAAUGUAACUGCCACAGUAUGUGAAGGCACCAGUGAAGUGAAACAGCAGUGUACAGCUGAAAUGUCCAAAGACGAUGCAGACUCAAAAAAUACCACUUGUGAAAAUAAUGCAGAAAUUAGUCUGUAUGUUGUUCAUGAGGAGAUUGAAAGGUCAGGUUUACAACAAAAUACUGAACUAACCUUCAGGAAAGAGCUUAUUUUAGACAAAAUUGAUGAUGUGAUACUCAAAGGAGAAAGUGGCGAUGAAUUCUCUCAUUCAGAAAACAUCAAUGAUGGAAUAGCUCUAUAUGAGAAGCAGCUGCAUGAAGAAAUGGAUAACAUAGCUGAUAUAGAAGAAGGCACGAGUGAAACUCACCUGCAUGAAGAAAUGGGAACCUUGACAGACAUAGUAGGAGGCAUAAGUGAAAAUCAAAGAGAGAAUGAUGAAAUGCAACCACUUGAACCUGAGGUAGUGUUGGAUAAACAAGCCCAAGAGGAAACCAACAUUGUUGAGAUUGACAAUCCUUGUGAAUCAUUGAAAACCAAUGAGGAUGGUAACGGUGGAACAGUUGAGGUUGAAAAGGCGGUUGAAUUACCCUCAGUUGCAAAGGUUAUUGAAGAACCUAACAGUUCAGCAGAACCAAUUGAAAAUCCAAUCAACACAGAAGAUGAAGUAUUACCAGUUGAACAUAAGGUAGUGUUGGAUAUACAAGACCCAAAGGAAAAUGACAGGGUUGAGAUUGACAAUCCUCGUGAAUCCUUGAAAAACAAUGAGGAUGGAAAUGAUGGAACAGUUGAGGUUGAAAAGGCGGUUGAAUUACCCUCAGUUGCAAAUGCUAUUGAAGAACCUAACAGUUCACUAGAACCCAUUGAAAAACCAAUCAACACAGAAGAUGAAAUGCUGCCGGUUGAACCUGAGCUAGUAUUGGAUAAACAAGCCCCAGAAGAAACAAACACCGUUGAGAUUGACAAUCUUCAUGAGUCCUUGAAAAACAACGAGGAUGGUAAUGAUGGAAUAGUUGAGGUUGAAAAGGCAGUUGAAUCACACUUAGUUAAAAAGGUUAUUGAAGAACCUAACAGUUCACCAGGAGAAAGUGAGGAUAAAUUCUGUCAUUCAGAAAACAUCAAUGAUGGGAUAGCUCUACAUGAAAAGCUGCAUGAAGAAAUGGCUACAAUAACGGAUCUAGAAGAAGGCACAAGUGAAACUAAAAGAGAGAAUGAUGAAAUGCAGCCAGUUGAACCUGAGGUAUUGUUGGAUAAACAAGCCCAAGAGGAAACCAACAUUGUUGAGAUUGACAAUCCUUGUGAAUCAUUGAAAAACAAUGAGGAUGGUAAUGACGGAACAGCUGAGGUUGAAAUGGCAGUUGAAUUACCCUCAGUUGCAAAGGCUAUUGAAGAAAUUAACAGUUCACCAAAACCCAUUGAAAAUCCAACCAACACAGAAGAUGAAAUACUGCCAGUUCAACCAGGGGUAGUAUUGGAUAAACAAGCCCCAGAGGAAACCAACAAGGUUGAGAUUGACAAUCCUUGUGAAUCCUUGAAAAACAAUGAGGAUGGUAAUGAUGGAACAGUUGAGGUUGAAAAGGUUGUUGACUCAGUUGCAAAGGCAAUUGAAGAACCUAACAGUUCAGAAGAACCCAUUGAAAAAGCAAUCAACACAGAAGAUGAAAAGCAACCAGUAGAAACUGAGAUAAUGUUGGAUAAACAAGCCCAAGAAGAAACAAACACCGUUGAGAUUGACAAUCCUCGUGAAUCCUUGAAACACAAUGAGGAUUGUAAUGAUGGAGCAGUUGAGGUUGAAAAGGCAGUUGAAUUACCCUCAGUUGCAAAGGCUAUUGAAGAACCCAACAGUUCAGUAGAACCCAUUGAAAAACCAAUCAACACAGAAGAUGAAAUGCUGCCAAUUGAACCAAAGGUAGUGUUGGAUAAACAAGCCCUAGAGGAAAAGAACACGGUUGAGAUAGACAAUCCUCGUGAAUUCUUGGAAAAAAAUGAGGACAAUAAUGAUGGAACAGUUAAGGUUGAAAAGGACGUUGAUUCACCCUCAGCUGCAAAGGCUAUUGAAGAACCUAACAAUUCACCAGGAGAAAGUGAAGAUAAAUUCUCUCAUUCAGAAAACAUCAAUGAUGGGAUAGCUCUACAUGAAAAUCAGCUGCAUGAAGAAAUGGCUACCAUAGCAAAUAUAGCAGAAGGCACAAGUGAAACUCAGCUGCAUGAAAAAAUGGGAACCUUAACAGACAUAGUAGGAGGUAUAAGUGAAAAUAAAAGAGAGAAUGAUGAAAUGCAGCCAGUUGAACCUGAGGUAUUGUUGGAUAAACAAGCCCAAGAGGAAACCAACAUUGUUGAGAUUGACAAUCCUUGUGAAUCAUUGAAAAACAAUGAGGAUGGUAAUGACGGAACAGCUGAGGUUGAAAUGGCAGUUGAAUUACCCUCAAUUGCAAAGGCUAUUGAAGAAAUUAACAGUUCACCAAAACCCAUUGAAAAUCCAACCAACACAGAAGAUGAAAUACUGCCAGUUCAACCAGGGGUAGUAUUGGAUAAACAAGCCCCAGAGGAAACCAACAAGGUUGAGAUUGACAAUCCUUGUGAAUCCUUGAAAAACAAUGAGGAUGGUAAUGAUGGAACAGUUGAGGUUGAAAAGGUUGUUGACUCAGUUGCAAAGGCAAUUGAAGAACCUAACAGUUCAGAAGAACCCAUUGAAAAAGCAAUCAACACAGAAGAUGAAAAGCAACCAGUAGAAACUGAGAUAAUGUUGGAUAAACAAGCCCAAGAAGAAACAAACACCGUUGAGAUUGACAAUCCUCGUGAAUCCUUGAAACACAAUGAGGAUUGUAAUGAUGGAGCAGUUGAGGUUGAAAAGGCAGUUGAAUUACCCUCAGUUGCAAAGGCUAUUGAAGAACCCAACAGUUCAGUAGAACCCAUUGAAAAACCAAUCAACACAGAAGAUGAAAUGCUGCCAAUUGAACCAAAGGUAGUGUUGGAUAAACAAGCCCUAGAGGAAAAGAACACGGUUGAGAUAGACAAUCCUCGUGAAUUCUUGGAAAAAAAUGAGGACAAUAAUGAUGGAACAGUUAAGGUUGAAAAGGACGUUGAUUCACCCUCAGCUGCAAAGGCUAUUGAAGAACCUAACAAUUCACCAGGAGAAAGUGAAGAUAAAUUCUCUCAUUCAGAAAACAUCAAUGAUGGGAUAGCUCUACAUGAAAAUCAGCUGCAUGAAGAAAUGGCUACCAUAGCAAAUAUAGCAGAAGGCACAAGUGAAACUGUAAGCAACUUCUCCUCUAAACUUAUUUUCAUUAAAAGAGAGAGUGAUGAUAAAACUUUGCCAGUUGAAGCCGAGGUGGUGUUUAAUAAACUUGUCCCAGAAGAAAAGACAGUUGAGUUUGACAACCCUCAUGAAUUCUUGAAACGCGAUGAAGGCAGUAAUGAAACAGUUGGGUGUGAAAAUGUGAUUGAAUUACCCUCGAUUUCCAAGGCUAUUGUUGAAGAACAUAACGGGUCUCAAGAACCCAUUGGAAAACCAAGCAAGACAGGAGAUGAAAUGCCUGAAAAGUUGCUCUCCAAAGGAGAGAACAGUGAUGGUCAAGACAUGGGAAUUAUAUUGAAUAGGGGGAUUCCACUAAAUGAAACCCAACAAGAAGCCGAAGAAGUGUCAAAUGAGUUAGAUAAAGAUGAUGACAAAGGCAAGGCACCAGAGGAAAUUUCAGUUCAGGCUGAUUUGACAGAAAAUUUGAAAGAUAGUGAGGAAUCAGGAGAAGCCUGUAAAGAGCAAGGCAAGCCUUUCAUUCCAGAGGGUAAGAACAUGGAUUCUAUGGUAGUGGAAUCAAGUGACGAUAAGGAGGAUGAGAGGGUAGAGAAAGAGGAAUGUUUCCCUCAAAUAACAUGCAGUGACAUGGAAACAGAAAGUGCUCAUGGGGUUGAUGAUUUGUUAAGCAGCCAAUUGGUUGCUUCUGAAAUCAAAAAGACCACCUUAGAUGAAGCUUCACCACCAAGCGAAGUCUUUACAGCAGAUCUACAAGGGGAGAUAAACACGAGUGACAAUGAUUAUAGUAACCAGUCUAAAAUUUUAGAACAGGAUACUACAGUUGAUGGUAACCUGAGUACAGCUUGUAAAGCUCAAGAAAACCCUGAGAAAACACUCAGUGACUUGAUCACAAAACAUGAGGGAAAUUUGCCAAAAGAAAGUGAGGGGCCUGUUUCUACAGAAGCAUCAAGAGGGCUACAUACAGAUGAGAAUGAAACCACUGCAGUAUGUGAAGUCACAAGUCAAAUGAAACAGCAUGGCACAGCUGAAACGGUCAAAGAUGAUGCAGACUCAAAAAAUUCCAUUUGUCAAAAUGGAGCAGAAAAGAAUCUUAAUGCAGCACAAGAGGAGAUUGAAGGGUCAUGUCUACAACAAAAUACUGAACCAACAACCUUCAGCAAGGAGCUUAUUUCAGAACAAAACAAUGAAGGCAUACUCGAAGGAGAAGGUGAGGAUAAAGCAUCUCAUUCACAAAUCACAGAUGAAGGGAUAACUCUACAGGAAAAGCAGCUGCAUGAAGAAGUGGCAACCAUAGCAGAUAUAGCAGAAGGCACAAGUGAAACUAAAAAAGAGAAUGAUGAAAAAACAUUGCCAGAUGAACAUGAGGUUAUGUUGGAUAAGCUUGCCCCAGAUGAAAGCAAAAAGGUUGAGAUUGGCAAUCCUCCUGAAAUCUCGAAAAGCAGUGAGGAAGGUAGUGAUGGAACAGUUGAGUGUGAAAAGAUGAUUGAAUUACCCUCAGUUGCCAAGGAUACUAUUGAAGAAAAUAACAGGUCUACAGAACCCACUGACAACCCAAGCAAUACAGAAGAUGAACUGUCGGGAAAAUUAUUCUCAGAAGGAGAGAACAGAGAAUCUCAACCAGAAGCUGAAGAACCAUCAAAAGCAUUAGAAACAGAUGAUGAUGAAGGCAUGCCACCAGAAAAAACCUUUGUUCAGGCUGAUGCAGUAAUAAAUUGUCCAGCUGAUUUUACAGAGUAUUUGAAAGAAGAUAGUGAGAAAUCAGGAGAAGUUUGUAAUGAAAAUGACAACACACAGUGUAUCCUGGCUACUAAGACAAGUUUUCCCAAUGAUGAUUCCAACGAAACAAACGCCCAGGGAAUAGCAGAUAAAGAACAAGACAAGGAUUUCAUUCCAGAGGGUGAGAAUAUGGAUUCUUUGGUAGUGGAGUCACAUGAUGACAAGGAAGAUGGUAAGGUGAAAAAGGAAGAAAGCUUGGCUGAAACUUGCAAAAUUCCUCUUAUGGAAAUACAGAGUCAAAGUAGUGAUAGCCAGGAUGCUCACAAUGUGAUAGGCAGCCCCUUAAGCACUUCACCAAUAGAAGAGACUAGCUCAGAAAAAGUUGGAUCCAGUGAGGUGGAGCCUGAAUCAACCAAAGCGAGUUCUGAUACAAUGGAAGAUGAAUUUGUUAAACAUGAUGAGGUGGAAACAGAAACCAUUCAGGGAGUUAAUGAUUUGCUUGGAAGCCAAUUGGUUUCUCCUGAAAUCGAAGAGACUGGCUCCGGUGAGGGUACAUCAGUAAGUGAAACGAUUGCUGACCCUGCACCAUUAAUAGAAGUCCAUGGAACAGUUUUAAAGGAUGGUGUACACAUGGAUGAAAAUAAAGAAGAUCACCAAUGCAAGAUUAUAGAAAAGGAUAACAUAGUUGAUGACUCUGUUACAGUGCAAGAGGAAAAUAUAACAAGAGCAGGUGAGGAGCAGGCUUCUGAAGAAGAAUUGAGAGGGUUACAUAGAGAUGAAAAUGAAACUGUUGUUGUGCAUGAUGUCAUCAGUGAAGUGGAACAGCAAGACACAAUUGAACUGUCAAAAGAUGAUGUGGAUUCAGAAGAUUCCUUGUUCAAAUAUGAAUCAGAAAAAGAGAACUUGCAUGCACCUUGUGAGGAGACUGAAAAGGCAGCUUUACCUCAAAAUGCUGAUCAAACAGCUUCAAAUGAGGAACUUAUUUCAGUAAAAGAUGAUGAAGUACUCAGAGGAGAAAGUGAGGAUAAAGCAGCCCAUUCAGAUAAUAACGGAGAGACAAACCCACAGGAAACGAAUAUGUUAACCGUUGAUUUGGAUGAAGCAAAGAGUAUUCAGGGCAAUGAAAACAGUGAAUGGGCCAACGAUUCAACGGUUGAUGAAAAACCCGAGCAACAAAUCUAUACAGCAACUGAUAUGCCUACACAAGAGCUAAAGUAUGCAUAUGAGACAAACAAAAUUCCUGAAAUCGAAGUUUUAGGUGAUACAUCUGCGCAAGGGCAGUCAGACUUGGACCUGAUAUCAGCAUGUCCAGCUGAUAUUCAUGUAGCUGAAGACACAGGUGAGAACAGUAAUGAGAUGUGCCUUGAAGAAGUAGCUGACAUGAAAAAUCAAGAGGAUCAGAUCAAACAGGAUGGUUCUCAGAGAGCAGCAUCUGAAGUAAGAGGAAACUUGAGCAAAGGAAUAGAAAAUGAGAUUAGCAAAGACUGUGUUUGCUCUAACACCAUAAUAGACAAAGAGGAAAGUUUAAACAGCAGAAUCCCAAGAGGCAAUGAAGAAGAAGCUAAGGAAUCAAAAGAAGAGAUUAAGGAACCAGUCAAAGAGGCCAACUACCACAACUUUCAGACUACACAUGCUGACACAGAAGAGCAAGUAAUAUGUGUUUUGACCAAUGCUCAAAAUACUAUGCAGUCAGAAGAGAAAAUGCUUCCAAAAGAAAAGGAUUGUCAUGUUCAAAACUUCUCAUUGCUCAAGACAUCUGAGGAAAAUGAAGAUCAAAUCUCAGAAACAGCAGAACCACUUAUGGCAGCAACUCGGGAAAUGGAAACAGAACUUGUUGAAGUGCAAGGAAAAAUAGCUCCAGUCAGUAGUGGUCUGACUUCUGAGAAAGAUGUAGUUACUGGAAAUGAAAUUGAGGUGGACACAGAUGAAACAGAUACAGUACCUAAUCAGGAAAAUGACUCCAGCUUGAAUAGGAAAGUGAAUAUAGAAACUGUGGCUGCAGGGGAAGAUACGGAUACCAGAGAAAUGAGCUUGCAUGAAGAGCAGAUUGAAGCAUGUUUGUCUAUAACUGAUGAUAAAGUUGCAAGCUCACUGGAGGAAGAAAACCCCAUAACAAAAAUAGUUAAUGAGACUACCAUUGCUGAAACUUCUUCACCACUUGGGACAAGGGAAGGUAUGGUGACCAAGGACAUUUUACUUGAAGAAGAACAGCAUUCUGUGAUAAAUUCUGAAGGAUGGUCAGAGAAGUCUGACCAUAUUAUUGAAUCUGCAUCAGAAGUUCACAAGCUGGAAAUGCCACUAGAAGCAGAAAAGAUUGGCUUUGUGGAAGAAAACCUGGCAGAAACAGAGACUGGGGAAAUCGUGAUCAAGGAAACAAAUGAAGAAAAUGAUAUCAUAAAAGCAGAUAUUUCAAGUGAGCAGACCCAGAUUGCUGAUCAAUCAGUGAUUGUAAAGUCUUCUCUGGAUUACCCUGAAGAAGUCCUAAGCCUAGAUGCCUACCGAGAAGUUGAACUGAAGCCAGAAGAAAAUGAGUUGGAGAGAUUAGGGGAAAAUGAAAGCAUAAAGGAGGAAGCCAGCAGUGACAACAAAGCAGAAGCUGAAGAAAAUGCUAUCAAGAGCCUUACACAGGAGCAUGGAGAAACGGCCAUGGAAAUGGGUAAAGAUGGAGAAACCGAAGUUCAACAAAAGAACCUUGAUUUCUCAUUCAACAUCAAAGAUUCAGCAGUGGAGAACUCAUCAACAGAGACAGAACAAAAAGAUGUCAAAGAUAACAUUGACAUCAUUGAGAGUGCACAAGAGCAUGUGCCAGGUCAUCCAUAUGAACUACAAAAUGAUGAAGCAGAUCCAGCAAAGAUCCAGAAUGACAACAGUACUGACUCUGAAGAGAAAGGAUCCAAGAAUGAAGCAACGGAAGCUGCUUCCAAUGAAGCAGCAGGUUUAGAAUGUGGAGUAGAUGCGAAAACAGAAGUGGAAGUCAAUAAAGAAACAGACAGAUCCCAGACAAUGGAAUCAUCAACCCUUUCAGAUUCCAAUCUCGUGCUAGGAUCAAUAGAUGAGUCCUCACAAGUGACAGAACAUGAAGAUACUAAAAGCCAAACUGAGAAGCUUUGUGAUUUUACCCACAAGGAUUCAGAAAUGACACAACCAAGGGAUUUUCCUUCUGAUUUUACAGAGAUAAAAAAUUACAUUGAUGACAAACUAGCACAACAUGAAAGUAAGGUUGCUGUAUUGGAUACAGAGUUUCCAGCAGAAGCAUAUCCACAUGAAAACACAGAGGUCAGGACUUCAAGUGAGGGCAAUGAUUCACAAGAAAUGCAACAGAACUCAAAAGCAGCAACUACCCAUAAUGAUUUAGAGGAGAUGAAGCCUGAGAAUGCUGGAGAGACAAAGGACAAUUUUGAAGGGCUAGUUUUCCAAGAAGAGAAAAGAACGGUUGACCAUUCCAGAGAAAAAUUGGGUGAUACUUCUCUUACACAAUCAACCAUCCUGCAGGAAUCCAUAGAACAGAUACUGAAACCAAAACAAUCUGAAGAUAAUGAAGCUGAAAAUGAGGAGCAGAUCAAAAGCAUGCAAGAAGAAGAUGAGACUAAAAAUAUGGAAACUGCUUAUCCUAAUGAUAUUGUUCAAAGCAUGCAAGAGAAAGAAACAAAUAACAACAUAAAUGCAUCACAGCUGCCUAAGGAAGAAACAAAAGAAAGGCGCACGGCCACAGAGGCAGGUGAUGAAGCUUCUUCCAUGGCGGGCCUUCCAGGUGCUUCUUUGAAUGAAAGGGAGGUCAUUUUGUACAAGGAGGAAGAUGAGGCAAGUAAAGUGGAAACAGAAGAACAUGAGGAAGAGGAAGAGGAAGGAGGAGAACACAAGGGAGAAGAUUCGGGACCUGAAGCUCCGGUGAUUGUAGAGAACGCCGCCGCCGCCGGAGAUGCUGACGUAAAAGCCGGUAAGAAGAAACAUCAUAACAUUCUGUCCGGAGUUGGAUCGAAAGUGAAGCAUUCAAUUGCAAAAGUGAAGAAAGUCAUCACUGGUAAGUCUUCUCCAACAAAGCAACAAUCGCCUAAAUAGAACUACUUGAAGAAGAAGAAGAAGAAGAAGAAAUUGGGUUGGAUAAAACUGAGUUUGUGUGAAGUAGAAGUAUUAUAGUUUAAUUGUUUAUAAAGAAUUUGUUACUACAGUUUGUUAAUUUGUGUAUUAUACGGUUUUUGUUUCACAGCCCUUGAAACCAUUCCAAGGAUUUCAAAAUGGAUUAAAGGGCUGAUGGUUUUUUCAGAAACAAAAAUUAGGGUGAUUUUUUUGGACUGAUGGGAGUGAGUUGGGAGAUGAAGUUUUUUUGUUGAUUGUUUAUCUUGUAAAUUAAUUUUUUUGGGGACUCAUUCAAUGAUAAUAAAAAUAUAAAAGGUUGUG
Messenger RNA from Ipomoea nil (Japanese morning glory), 11097 nucleotides. RefSeq lists its product as uncharacterized. The record is from RefSeq and is a predicted model, not a curated record. Lineage: Eukaryota; Viridiplantae; Streptophyta; Magnoliopsida; Solanales; Convolvulaceae. Bases 142 to 10758 code for a protein of 3538 amino acids. The transcript is spliced from 27 exons.